GGAGAGUUAGAAACAUCAAUGAUGAGAGAGAACCACUGAUCGACUGCCUACUGCAUACACCCUACGGGGGGAUGGAGCCCGUAACCCAGCCAUGUGCCCUUGUACAGAAUCAAACCCGGGACUCUGCAGGCGCCAGGCCAGUGCUCUAUCCACUGAGCCAAACUGGCUAGGGUGCCAGCUCUUUUCAGAGAACAGAAGAAAAUGCUCCAAGCUCAGAACAUCAUGCCAUUACACAGCAUGGAGUUGCUACAGGAACCCCUGACAUUUCACGAUGUGGCCGUGGACUUCACCUGGGAGGAGUGGCAGCUCCUGGACCCUGAGCAGAAGGACCUGUACAGGGACGUGAUGUUGGAGACCUACAGCCACCUGGUGUCCGUGGGUUGUGAGGCCAGCAAACCAGACGUACUUUCCAAGUUGGAUCACGGAGAAGCACCAUGGACAGUGGCAGGUGAACUCCUCUGUGGGACCCGUUCAGAAAUCUGUAAACAUGAUGAUAAUCUGCCAGAACACUUACAAAAUGAAAGCCUAGAACAAUGGCAUCAAUGUAACACAUGUGAAAAUACCGCCCAUGAGAGCACAAACCAUUCUCUGUUAGGACAAAAACGUAUGUUUGACUCACAUGGAAAAAAUAUGAAAUCAGAUUUUUCUUUACUUAACCGGAGGAGAAACUAUGAAAUCAAGACGCCCACUGAGUAUCCUAAAGCUGGACAAUCCUUUCUCCAUGCUAACGGUGAACAGUUUCAGGCUGAAAUAAAAUUUCAUGAAAGCCGAAAACUCCUCAACACUGAGUCCCAACUCGUCAAACCUCAGAAACCUCAGAAAAGAGAGAGGGCUCACGUAUGCAGUGACUGUGGGAAAGCCUUCAAGAAGAAGUCUUGCCUCGCUGAUCAUCAGGUCCUUCAUACAGGUGAGAAGCCACAUCAAUGCCGUGAGGGAGGGAAAGCUUUCUCCAGAAACUUCAUGCUCACUGAACAGCAGAGCAAGCACACAGGAGAGAAACCUUAUAAAUGCUCUGAAUGUGGCAAAGCAUUUCUCAAAAAAUCCUUACUCAGUAUACAUCAGAGAGCACACACAGGAGAGAAACCCUUCGUAUGCACGGAGUGUGGAAAAGGCUUCACCCGGAACGGCGACCUCGUUGUACACAGGCGAAUUCACACGGGGGAGAAACCCUGUAUAUGCAAGGAAUGUGGGAAAGGCUUCAUCCGGAUGAGCAAUCUCACUGUACACAGGCGAAUUCACACGGGGGAGAAGCCUUAUGUGUGCCACGAAUGUGGAAAAGGCUUCAUCCAGAAGGGCGAUCUCAUAGCACAUCAGAGAUUUCACACAGGAAAGACGCCCUUCGUGUGCAGUGAGUGUGGAAAAUUCUUCUCCCGGAAGUUAAGUCUCAUUAAACAUCAAAGAAUUCACACUGCAGAGAGACCCUAUACCUGCAACACGUGUGGGGAAGCUUUUGCCUACAUGUCUACCCUUGUGACACAUAAAAAAAUACACCCAAGAGCAACUCGUGGCGGCCCAGUCAAGGCGAUACUUCCUCGCUCAGAGAGUCCCAGGGCAUCACAGACCAGUGUUGUCCUGCAGGAGAUAAAUCUUGUUGAUACGGUGACUAUGCCGGGGCCUUCUGUGGUCCCUCCGACAGUAUUAAACAUGAGUGGGCCUCUAGCAAACAGGAAUGUAGUCACUGUGGGUGAGCCUGAGGCAGGAGGUACACAGGACAGAAACCUUCUGAAUGCAGUGAGUGUGGUCUCACCGUCAGUGACCAAUUACGUGUUACUUUAUGUCAUAGGAAACCCAUAGGUGUCAUCCUGUGUGCAA
Messenger RNA from Myotis daubentonii (Daubenton's bat), 1812 nucleotides. RefSeq lists its product as uncharacterized. Gene Ontology annotation, biological process: regulation of DNA-templated transcription. NCBI's taxonomy places the organism in Eukaryota, Metazoa, Chordata, Mammalia, Chiroptera, Vespertilionidae. Gene Ontology annotation, molecular function: RNA polymerase II cis-regulatory region sequence-specific DNA binding; DNA-binding transcription factor activity, RNA polymerase II-specific. The record is from RefSeq and is a predicted model, not a curated record.